This is a messenger RNA of Saccharomyces cerevisiae S288C, 3735 nucleotides long. It is a transcript of the gene SLA1, whose product is annotated as cytoskeletal protein-binding protein SLA1. Gene Ontology annotation, cellular component: nucleus; actin cortical patch; endosome membrane. The record is from RefSeq and is marked reviewed. Gene Ontology annotation, molecular function: identical protein binding; ubiquitin binding; cytoskeletal protein binding. Lineage: Eukaryota; Fungi; Ascomycota; Saccharomycetes; Saccharomycetales; Saccharomycetaceae. The transcript has a single exon. Gene Ontology annotation, biological process: actin cortical patch assembly; cell wall organization or biogenesis; vesicle-mediated transport. The coding region runs from base 1 to 3735 and encodes 1244 amino acids.
AUGACUGUGUUUCUGGGCAUCUAUAGGGCCGUCUAUGCCUAUGAGCCGCAGACACCAGAAGAACUGGCCAUCCAAGAAGACGAUCUGUUGUACCUCUUACAGAAGUCAGACAUUGACGAUUGGUGGACAGUAAAGAAAAGAGUCAUUGGUUCCGAUAGCGAAGAACCGGUGGGUCUAGUGCCCUCCACUUACAUUGAAGAAGCUCCUGUUUUGAAGAAGGUAAGAGCCAUUUAUGAUUAUGAACAGGUGCAAAAUGCUGAUGAAGAAUUGACGUUUCAUGAAAAUGACGUUUUUGAUGUAUUCGAUGAUAAAGAUGCUGAUUGGCUGUUGGUUAAGUCUACCGUUUCCAAUGAAUUCGGCUUCAUUCCAGGCAAUUACGUCGAACCAGAGAAUGGGUCCACUUCCAAGCAGGAACAGGCUCCCGCUGCCGCUGAAGCUCCUGCAGCUACUCCUGCAGCCGCUCCUGCUUCUGCUGCCGUACUACCCACCAACUUUUUACCACCUCCUCAACACAAUGAUAGAGCUCGUAUGAUGCAAAGUAAAGAAGACCAAGCUCCAGAUGAGGAUGAAGAGGGCCCUCCUCCUGCCAUGCCUGCAAGACCAACGGCUACUACCGAAACUACUGAUGCCACCGCUGCGGCUGUUCGAUCUCGUACAAGACUAUCAUACAGCGAUAACGAUAAUGACGAUGAAGAGGAUGAUUACUAUUACAACAGCAACAGCAACAACGUUGGAAAUCACGAAUACAAUACAGAGUAUCACUCUUGGAACGUUACCGAAAUCGAGGGAAGGAAAAAGAAGAAGGCCAAGCUAUCAAUCGGUAACAACAAGAUAAACUUCAUACCCCAAAAGGGGACUCCUCAUGAGUGGUCAAUUGAUAAAUUGGUCUCUUAUGAUAACGAAAAGAAACACAUGUUCUUGGAAUUUGUUGAUCCAUAUAGAAGCCUUGAAUUACACACUGGUAAUACCACCACAUGUGAAGAGAUCAUGAACAUUAUUGGUGAAUAUAAAGGUGCUUCCCGUGAUCCUGGGUUGAGAGAAGUCGAAAUGGCUUCCAAAUCCAAAAAGAGAGGUAUUGUUCAAUAUGACUUCAUGGCUGAAUCACAGGACGAAUUAACCAUAAAAUCAGGCGAUAAAGUCUACAUUUUAGAUGAUAAAAAAUCUAAGGACUGGUGGAUGUGCCAACUGGUUGAUUCAGGGAAAAGCGGUCUCGUUCCUGCACAGUUUAUUGAGCCUGUUCGUGACAAAAAACAUACUGAAUCUACAGCAAGCGGUAUCAUCAAGUCUAUCAAGAAAAACUUCACCAAAUCUCCAUCUAGGUCGAGAUCUAGAUCAAGAUCUAAAUCCAAUGCCAAUGCCAGUUGGAAAGAUGAUGAACUACAAAACGAUGUUGUAGGUAGUGCUGCCGGUAAAAGGUCAAGAAAAAGUUCAUUGUCCUCUCACAAAAAAAACUCUUCGGCGACCAAAGAUUUCCCCAAUCCAAAAAAAUCGCGUCUAUGGGUUGAUAGAAGUGGUACUUUCAAAGUGGAUGCAGAAUUCAUUGGAUGUGCUAAGGGGAAAAUCCACUUGCACAAGGCUAAUGGUGUCAAGAUUGCUGUCGCCGCUGAUAAACUAUCCAAUGAAGAUUUAGCGUAUGUGGAAAAAAUUACUGGGUUCUCCUUAGAGAAAUUUAAGGCGAAUGAUGGGUCUAGUUCCCGUGGCACUGAUUCAAGAGACUCUGAAAGAGAAAGAAGAAGGAGAUUGAAGGAGCAGGAGGAAAAAGAACGCGAUAGGAGAUUGAAAGAGCGUGAAUUAUACGAAUUGAAAAAAGCCAGAGAACUCCUAGAUGAAGAAAGAUCAAGGUUGCAAGAAAAGGAAUUGCCUCCAAUAAAACCACCAAGACCAACCUCUACUACCUCCGUUCCAAAUACGACGUCCGUACCACCAGCCGAAAGCAGCAAUAACAACAACUCCAGUAACAAAUAUGAUUGGUUCGAAUUUUUCUUGAAUUGCGGCGUUGAUGUAAGCAAUUGUCAAAGAUAUACAAUAAAUUUUGAUAGAGAACAGCUUACUGAAGACAUGAUGCCUGACAUCAAUAACUCAAUGUUAAGAACCUUGGGUCUGCGCGAAGGUGAUAUUGUUAGAGUAAUGAAACAUCUUGACAAGAAAUUUGGAAGAGAAAAUAUUGCAUCAAUUCCUACAAAUGCCACUGGAAAUAUGUUUUCACAACCUGAUGGUUCAUUGAACGUUGCUACAAGUCCGGAAACCUCACUGCCUCAGCAAUUGUUGCCACAAACAACAAGUCCUGCUCAAACAGCUCCUUCCACAUCAGCUGAGACAGAUGAUGCUUGGACUGUUAAACCGGCUUCUAAGUCUGAAUCUAAUUUACUCUCUAAGAAAUCAGAAUUUACUGGUUCCAUGCAGGAUUUAUUAGACUUGCAACCUUUAGAACCUAAAAAGGCAGCUGCCUCGACACCUGAACCAAACCUAAAAGAUUUGGAACCCGUGAAAACUGGCGGCACCACUGUUCCUGCUGCUCCGGUUUCAUCUGCUCCGGUUUCAUCUGCUCCCGCUCCAUUGGAUCCAUUCAAAACCGGUGGCAACAAUAUCUUACCCUUAUCUACUGGCUUUGUGAUGAUGCCAAUGAUUACUGGGGGCGAUAUGCUGCCUAUGCAAAGAACCGGCGGCUUCGUUGUACCACAAACAACUUUUGGUAUGCAAUCGCAAGUUACUGGUGGUAUCCUACCUGUUCAAAAGACAGGAAAUGGGUUAAUUCCUAUCUCUAACACUGGCGGCGCAAUGAUGCCACAAACUACGUUCGGCGCAGCAGCUACCGUCUUACCUCUGCAAAAAACUGGAGGUGGCCUAAUACCAAUUGCCACCACAGGAGGUGCGCAAUUCCCGCAAACUUCAUUCAAUGUUCAGGGGCAACAACAACUUCCAACAGGUUCAAUAUUACCUGUCCAAAAAACUGCUAAUGGAUUAAUUUCAGCUAAUACUGGUGUCUCAAUGCCAACUGUACAAAGAACAGGCGGCACUAUGAUUCCACAAACAUCAUUUGGCGUUUCACAGCAAUUAACAGGUGGUGCAAUGAUGACCCAACCUCAAAAUACAGGGAGUGCCAUGAUGCCUCAAACAUCCUUCAAUGCUGUACCACAAAUUACUGGAGGAGCAAUGAUGCCUCAAACGUCCUUCAAUGCUUUACCACAAGUUACAGGGGGAGCAAUGAUGCCUUUGCAGAGAACUGGUGGUGCUUUGAAUACAUUUAAUACUGGAGGCGCCAUGAUUCCCCAGACUUCGUUCAGCUCUCAAGCUCAAAACACUGGCGGGUUCCGGCCGCAAUCCCAAUUCGGUUUGACUUUACAAAAAACCGGAGGUAUUGCGCCAUUAAACCAGAACCAGUUCACUGGUGGAGCCAUGAAUACUUUAAGUACAGGGGGCGUUCUUCAACAACAGCAACCACAAACGAUGAAUACCUUCAAUACUGGUGGUGUUAUGCAAGAGCUCCAAAUGAUGACUACUUUCAAUACUGGUGGUGCUAUGCAACAACCACAGAUGAUGAACACAUUCAACACCGAUGGAAUUAUGCAACAACCACAGAUGAUGAACACUUUUAACACUGGGGGUGCUAUGCAACAACCACAACAACAAGCAUUACAGAACCAACCUACUGGAUUUGGGUUUGGUAAUGGACCUCAACAAUCAAGGCAAGCCAACAUAUUCAAUGCUACUGCAUCAAAUCCGUUUGGAUUCUAG